Messenger RNA from Hyla sarda, 5580 nucleotides. It is a transcript of the gene COBL, whose product is annotated as cordon-bleu WH2 repeat protein. Gene Ontology annotation, cellular component: perinuclear region of cytoplasm; axonal growth cone; neuronal cell body. Gene Ontology annotation, biological process: actin filament network formation; actin filament polymerization; signal transduction. NCBI's taxonomy places the organism in Eukaryota, Metazoa, Chordata, Amphibia, Anura, Hylidae. The record is from RefSeq and is a predicted model, not a curated record. Gene Ontology annotation, molecular function: actin monomer binding. The coding region runs from base 610 to 4695 and encodes 1361 amino acids. The transcript is spliced from 16 exons.
UAGUUUGCAUCAUAAUGGGCCCCUUUUUCGUGAAUAUUUUAAUAUAUUUUACAACAUACCUCAUUAAAGUAAUAUUUUAGGUGGUACCUUUCUUAGUCAGUGAUGUUUAGUGUAAUAGGUGCUACUAGUAUCUUUUGUAUGUAUUCUGUUCUGUUAUUUGACCACACACAUACAUACCAUGUGGUGUAUUAUAUUUUUUGCAUUAUGUCUUUUGGACAACAUAUGACAAUUUAUGGCUGUAUAGUGACUUUUUGGAUGCAUGUCAGGGAAUACUCCUGACAUAUAACUUAUAUGACAUAUGACUUAUAGAAGGAACAAGGUUUACACAUACAUUGAGGUUCUGUUUUCUUCUGCAUUAUGCAAUUUUUGUCAGAGUUUUCAAUAUUGUUUUAUGGAAAUACAAUUUCAGUCUCUAGAGCUAUUCUUGCCAUCAAAGAUACCACAAUUCUUAUGAAAUGUAAUUAAACACCAUUCUAAAUCAGUUGGGUCCACCAAAAUUAUUGAUCUGACAUACAGAAAAGGGCAUGGCUCCAUAAUAAACUAUGAGAGAGUAAGAAAAUAAAAGCCCGCGCUCCUCCUCCACCAGUACGGUCUACUAGCAAACCACGUAUGGAGCACAUGUCAUCUUCAGAGUCAGAGGGAACAGGAAACCAAAACUCAGAAGAGUCUAAAGAAAAUCUGCUUCAUAAGAAGGUGGAUCUCACAAUAUGUUUACCAGAUGGGCAGGAAAAAACUGUGACUGUUGAUGGAAGUAAAGCAGUGAUGGACUUUCUGGUGGAUCUGUGCAGUCAUCAUCACUUGAAUCCUGCUCAACAUAUUCUUGAGGUGCACUCCGGAGUGUCACAGCAACCCUUGACUUUAAGGCCAAAUACUCUCAUUGGAACUUUAGAUGUAGAAACUAUUUUUCUGAAGGAGAAAGUCCCAGAAGUGAAAGUUCGAAAGGCACCUCCGAAGAUUCCUGAGAAAACUGUUCGGCUUGUUGUCAAUUUCCUUGGUACGCAGAAAGCUGUUGUGAGAGUCAAUCCUGCUGUGCCCUUGCGGAACAUCCUUCCAGCUGUGUGCGAGAAAUGCGAACUUAACCAUGAGAAUGUGACUCUAUUAAGAGAUGCAAUCAGCAGAGAAGAGCUAGACAUGUCCCGAUCACUGAAUGAGCUAGGUAUUAAAGAGCUCUAUGCCUGGAGCAGCAAACAAGAAAAGAAUCGGAACCUUUCCUCAAACAGUGACACAGCAGAAAAGGAGAAAAAAGGAAUUUUGGGUUUUUUCCGAAGCUAUAAGAAAGGACACAAGAAUGAGGGAAGCAUAGGAAAUGUUGAUAGUGAUGAUUAUGAGGAGGUUUUCAGAACUUCAUCAAAAAGUGGUAACAGAUGUGAGGGCUUUUCAACUGCUCCAAGCUCCCCAUCUGUAAAUGCACGUUCUAUUGCACUUGGUGCAUCAUUGUCACUUAGUAACAUUUCUGGGAUUGGUCAUAGCACUGAAGUGAAAAAACGUAGAGCACCUCCUCCUCCAAGACCUGCUGCUCCAAAAGUUCCUGUUGAGAAAACUGAAGACAUGUCAACUGAGCCGCUAUAUGCUACAGUUCAAAAAGAACAGCAGAAAAAGAAAAGAAGAGCCCCACCUCCACCAACUGGUCAGAUGCCAAAUGAGAAACAUGAAAGUUUAGAAAACAGGAAAAGUACUACUGGUAAUGGACGGCAGGUACCACAAAAGCCCCCAAGAGGAAACUCCCGAAGCCCACCCCAGUUUAUGAUACCCCCACCCCCUUCCUACCCUCCUCCUGAUAAUAACAUUGAGGACCCACCAGUCUUUGAAAAUGGAGCUACUGUAACAGGACCAACUAGACCCAUACCUGCUAAACGUGAAAAACACUUAAUUCGAUGCAACAGUGUCUCAUCAGAGGAAAUUUUGACAACUGAUGAUGCUGGAUCUGUAAAUAGUUACACAGAAGAUUCAGGCAUUGUGAGCUCUCCAUCAAACAGCACCUCUCUAGAUUUGCAAAACUGUAGCAGCAAAACAAGAGAUAAAGCUGAGAAUCAAGCAAAUGAAUGCAAGCCAUCUCCUAACAAAUUGCAGCCUGUCAGAGCUGAAUCCUUCAAUAGUGAAGAUUCAUGGAGCCUAACUACAAGUUCUAUCAGAGCGGAAGAUGAAGUGUCUCUAGUUAAAAAUGGAGAGGAAGAGAAUUUUAUAGCGGCACAAUUUCAGCAGACACUGGCAGAGCUUGAUGAAGACUCAGAAGAUAUGGAUGAUGGAGACAUUGGAGAGAGCAGUCAUAUUGGAACUAGAACAAGUCCUGUAGGUGAAGAAUCAAGUCACUAUAAAGACUCCAGUGAACAUAGUGCUGCUGUUCCUGUGACCAUUAUAGAUGAGGUUCCUGAACUGAACACUUUAAAGUACAAUCCACACAACAUCACACCAGUGAAAGAAUACAAUAAAAUGGAACAAUCUUCUGCCACUGGUAACAGCCAGAGUAUUGGUGAACGACCAGAAGUAGAACAAACUGAAAAUACAAAUAGUAUAGUGUACAAAACACACAGAUCUAUUUUACAAGAAGGAAAUUCUAUGGAAUAUUACAGUACAUCAGAUAAAUCUAUAAAUGACUAUAGUAUCAAUAUACCUCAAAAGCAAUAUAUAAUUAAAGAGAAUCUGUCUUCCAAUAUAGUAAUACCUGCUACCUCCAUCCAAGCAUCACAAGAAACCAGACCAGCAAAAGAAAGAAUUGACAUAAUGCCAGAGUAUAAGGAGAAAAUAGUAAUGAAAGAAAGCCCUGUUUUAAAUAAUAUUUAUAAGACAGGUGAGCCCACUAAACCAGUACUAUGGCGACAACAAACAUAUGAACCAAAAGUAGGCAUGACUACUUUUACAGUUGUUCCACCUAAACCAGAUAUAAAAAAAUAUGACAGAGCGGUUUCCCUUUCAGCUACUGCCAUUAAGAUAGAUGACCAAGGGAAUCUAAUAAGCCCCCAGUCUUUGUUUGACAAAAAAGAUGUGAAAGAUACUUCCAUAAGUGAACCAGAGGGGACUCUUGUUGAGAAGCCUCUUUUGGAAAGAGCUAAAGAGUUUUGGAGAUCAAAUUCUAUGGAACCACAAGCUGUGGAAUCUAAAGAACAGACUGUCAAAAAGUUAGCCCCCAUCAAAAGUUAUAAGACAAAUCAAGCAGCAUUUAAGAGUUUAGACCAACAGAUACCUAAUAAGUUAAAUUAUACCAAUAAUCAAAUGCUGUCAACAAAAUCUGCCCCAAAAGUAGCAGCUCCUCAAGAAAGGAUGAUUAUUAUUGAAAAUACAAGCAAGGGAAGAACAGAAAUGUCAUUUGUAAAACCUACAGCUUAUAGCAAAUUUAGUGAAAUACAGCAACCAAAACCUAUAAAAAGUCCAAAUGAAAACAUCAUUGAAAGUACAAUUAAACAGAAAACUGACCUACAAACUGCAGCUAAUGAAAAGCCUAAUGGACCACAGCAGACCAAACCAGUUCAAUUGUCAACAGCUUCAAAAGAAAGAGUAGUCAUUUUUGAGCAACCAAACAUGGAGAGAAAAGAUUUGCCAUUUCUGAAAUCUUCCAAGCGGACAUCUAGCCAAUAUGUUGCUUCUGCUAUAUUCAAGUAUACAGAACCUGUAAAAGAAAAACCUGUUCAAGCUUCAGAGGCCAAACUGGAAAUAAACUGUGAUAAUGGGAACACCACAACAAAAAACAGUGGACACUUUUUAGAAAAGAAGCCAAAAGUGGAAGCUAAAGCUAUGAAUAAGCAAGAAAUAAGUGUUGAUUUGAACAAAAAUGUUAACAAACAUAAUGGUCAACCAAUAAAUAGGAAUGUUCUCCAAAUAGAACCAACUACUAAAAACCAGUCUAUUGCUGUUAAAACAGAAACAUCAAUGUCUGAACAGAAUGGUUUCAGUGGAUCACAAAGUAUUUUAGGAAACACACAUGUAACUAAAAGGACAGAUAUUAAUACUCCUGCUCCAGCUGAUUCUUCCCGUUUACCUCGACCAACAUCUGGCCUGCCAUCGAAUGCUUUCUUAAGAGCUGUUAGAGAAAAAUCUGUUAAAAUAGAACAAGCCAAUUCAGGUGUCCCUUUAAAAGCCACUUCUUCCCCUGUAGUAACGCAUGAGAAGGAAAAAAAAUGUGAAAUUGAUAUUAUACCUUCAACAGUAAUAGAUGAACCAGAAAGUCCCAGCGGUAAUAAUAUUUUUGGACCUAAGGCAAGAUUGCGACCAGUUGUAUUUAAGCCUAUGCAGACGGACACCUCUCUUCAUAGUGCUCUGAUGGGAGCUAUUCAGUCUGGGGAAGGUAAAGAGAAGCUUAGGAAAAUUCAGAGCUCACCAACAGAUGGAGGCGAAAGGGUGUUUGUUGAGCCAGAGAAUGAAAGAUCUGCAUUGCUUUCAGCAAUUCGAGCUCAUAAUGGCAUGUCAAGACUGAAAAAAGUAUCUUCUGCUGCAUCCAAUGAACUCCAGACAUUAAGAAGUAAAGAAAUAUUGGAGAAAGAUAAUGAAGUUGUAGCAAUGAAAACAUCAAUUCUUCCCCCACCAACCUUCUCACCACCACCUCCGCCACCCCCCGUACUAAACACAGUAUCAAAAUCACCUCCAGUCUCUUUAAACACGUCAGUGGAUGCAAGAGAAGCUCUAAUGGAAGCCAUUCGUUCUGGUGCAGGUGCCAGAUUGAAAAAGAUUGACGAACAAAAGAAAAAACUGAAAUGGAAUUAGUGAGUAAUUGAAUGGCUUUGCUUAUGUGGUCUCUGCUUCAGUGCGUACAUUGUAGGACAUAAUAAUCGUAGAAAGCAGCUGUACCCAUCUGCGAUGCCCAGACAACGACACACUUGAGAAGUCCAGAACAGCAAGUCUGUCUUGAUUAUUUUGUCAACCGGCCAAAUUUUUUACUCAGUUUGCUGUUUCAAAAUAAUAGUUCAAAAAGGAAAAUAAUGUAUUGCUAUGCUGCACAAUAUAGGUGCCAAGGAAAUGUGUUUUGCUUUGAAAUGCAUUGAGAGAUUGCCAAUAAAAUAUUCAUGUUGGCAAGAUAAACCCCAGCAAUUAAACAAUACACCUUUUGCCGAAAGCAACGUUGUUAGAACUAUCUUCAUGUUUUCAGCAAGCUCUUGAAAUGAAUAAGAAGAUUAUAACUACAUAAUUCCUGAAUAUUUAAAGUUAAGAUUUAAAUGUGUAUUUAAUCAUUAAAUAACAUGUCUAAUUAAAAUGAAAAUGUUCAAGUGUGCAGUACCUAAAGUGUUCAACUGCCAACCUUAGUUAACAGCACAAUUGUAUACCAAACUUACUUUUAUGUAACUGAACAGAUCUCAAAAUUCUGAACUGUAAAGAAGAAAAUUCAAAUAUCUGUUUGGAUUUAUAAAUGUCGUAUGAAGAAGGCAUUCCCUUUGGACUUCAGUCUUAGUGAUAUUGUUGGUGUAUCACAAGACGCUCAAAAAUGUUUUAUAAACCAUCACUGUAUGUGACAAUUAGCUUUUGUUGAAAUGCUUUAUAAUGAAUAUUGUCCGGAAGUACAUACAUCUGCAGCCUUGCUUUUAUCCCUCUUAUUGCGGCUUUUAUUAGCUGAAAAUACACUUUUAUAUGCAGCCGCUGACAGUUAGAUAGGCG